AUGGAGCCGGUCGGCGACCCGCGGGAGGGGCCGUCGACGGAGCGCGCGUUCGAGGAGCAGACCAUCCCGCCAUGGACGGAGCAGGUGACGCCGCGCGCCGUGGUGGCGAGCCUGGCGCUGGGCGCGGCCUUCAGCAGCGUCAUGAUGAACCUCGUGUUCACGUCGGGGAUCAUCCCCACGCUCAACAUCUCCGCCGGCCUUCUCGGCUUCUUCCUCCUCAGGGCGUGGACGCGCCUGCUCGACAAGCUCGGCGUGUCCUACGAGCCCUUCACCCGCCACGAGAACGUCGUCGUCCAGACCUGCGUCGUCGCCUGCGCCAGCAUGACCUACAGCGGAGGGUUCGGGUCGUACCUGCUCGCCAUGGACCAUAGGACGGCGGAGAAGAUCAACACCGGCCAGGUCAGCGGCAGAAACGUCAGCGAGCCGACGCUCCCCCGGAUGAUGGCCUACUACUUUCUCAUCAGCUUCGUCGGACUCCUCGCCAUUGUUCCCAUGAGGAAGACGAUGAUCAUCCGCCACCGGCUGACGUUCCCGAGCGGCUCGGCUACGGCUCACCUCAUCAACAGCUUCCAUACCCCUAACGGAGCCAUGCAAGCAAAGAAGCAGGUGUCUCUGAUGAUCCAGUCGUGCCUGGGAAGCUUGUUCAUGUCCAUCUUCCAAUGGUUUUACUCCGGCGGGCCGCUUUGUGGCAUGGCCGCCUUCCCUUCAUUCGGGCUCGACGCCUUCAAUCGCGGCUUCUACCUCAACUUGAACGGAACAUACAUCGGCGUCGGGAUGAUCAGCCCUUACCUGAUAAACGUCUCGAUGCUGGUCGGGGCCAUCCUCUCCUGGGGGUUCUUGUGGCCGUACAUCGAGACCAAAAAUGGGAGCUGGUACGCCGCCAAUCUCCAGGAAGGCAGCUUGCGUGGCGUCAACGGGUACAAGGUGUUUGGCGCCAUAGGCAUGAUUUUGGGCGACGGCAUCUUCCAGCUGGUGGUGAUCCUGGUGAGGACGCUGCAGACGAUGCGGCACCACCAGCUGGAGGCGGCGGAGACGCUGAGGUCCUUCUCGGACGUGAACGCGGUGCCGCGCAACACGCUGAGCUUCGACGACCGGCGUCGGACGCAGGUGUUCCUCCGGGAGCACAUCCCGGGCACCCUCGCCAUGGCCGGCUACGCGGCGCUGGCGCUGCUGUCGACGGUGGCCAUCCCGCACAUCUACGGCCAGGUGCGGUACUACCACGUGGCGACGGCGUACGUGUUGGCGCCGCUGCUGGCCUUCUGCAACGCCUACGGCACGGGGGUGGCCGAGACCAACUUCUCGGCGCAGUACAACAAGCUGGUGAUCCUGGUGUUCGCGUCGUGGAUCGGGCACCGGAACGGCGGGGUGGUGGGGAGCCUCGUCGUCUGCGGUAUCGUCUCCUCCGUCGUCUCCACCGCCUCCGACUUCAUGUCCGACUUCAAGACCGGGUACCUGACGCUCACCUCGCCGCGCGCGCUCUUCGUGAGCCAGGUCGUCGGCACCGGCAUCGGCUGCGUCGUCAACCCGGCCGUCUUCACCGUGUUCCACCGCUUCUACGAGGAGGCAGGGAACACGAUCUACCAGGUGCCGGCGGUGGCCAUCGACAUGUGCUUGGGCAGCCUGGUGCUCUACCUGUGGACAAGGUCCGACAGGGACGGCGCGCAGGUGUUCGGCCCGGUGCUAGCGUCCGGACUCAUCUGCGGCGACGGGCUCUUCUCCAUCCCCUACGCGCUGCUCGCAAGGUACGACGUCACGCCGCCCAUCUGCAUCAGGUUCGUCGCCAGGGAGCAGAACGAGAAGCUCGACGCCUACCUGGCCACUGCGCUUGCCAAUUAA
This is a messenger RNA of Hordeum vulgare subsp. vulgare (domesticated barley), 1836 nucleotides long. RefSeq names its product probable metal-nicotianamine transporter YSL18. The coding region runs from base 1 to 1836 and encodes 611 amino acids. Gene Ontology annotation, molecular function: oligopeptide transmembrane transporter activity. Gene Ontology annotation, cellular component: membrane. The record is from RefSeq and is a predicted model, not a curated record. Lineage: Eukaryota; Viridiplantae; Streptophyta; Magnoliopsida; Poales; Poaceae. The transcript has 7 exons.